GCUCCAGUGGUGGGGGAUGAAAUGCAUCCUGGGGUCAGAGCUUUGUGGCAUCCCUAACUCAUCCCACAAAGUACCAGAAAUUGGCCUACAAAGGUCCUAGCAAAGAGAGUCCUCUGGACACUGUGUAAUGGUUGAUUGGGCUCACUCUGUAUAUCACUGUGGAUUUCCAUACCCAAGUGAUCGAGAGAGAGUGGGACGUCAGGAUCUGGAGCUGACAACAGGUUACCGGCCUUCUCCCUCUUCUCUGAAGUGGCUUAAUUGAACACAUCUGAGUGUAGCAUCAGGUAUAAAAACACUGCAGGCUCCCCCAGCCCCUCCCAGCUUCCUGUUGCCCGAGGAGCUCUCGACCCAGCAUCCAGCAUCAUGAAGGCCUGUGUGGGUUUGGGAGGAUGGCUGCUCCUACUUGCUUCUUUGAUUUGGACGUGUUCUGGGCAAGAGCCAGUGUUGGUGGAAUGCAGCCGUUUGAAUUUUCUCGUUGUAGUUAAAAGAGCACUGUUUUACAGAGAUGAAUUGGUAGGCCCUGAUGAGUUAUUUCUGGGGACUGGCUGUCAGGCAAUUCGAGUGUGCCCGGACAAACUUGAAUUUGACUAUCCUGUUAGUCUGUGCGGAAUUACGACGCAGGUCUUCUGUGAUGGAGCCGUCUUCCAUUCCUGGCUCACCUAUGUACCAAAGAAUCAAUCCAUUUCUGCUAAACUUCACCUGGAGUGUACAGUUCCCAGCUCCUGUGUCUCACCUGAUGAGUCCUAUAACAACACUGAAGUGAGCAAUGGCUUCCUCCUAUCCUCACCUGUUCAACACUGGUUCUUGAUACAGUACAGAUACUGCAUGAGAUGUGGCUAUACCCACUGGAGAGAACACUGGUCCACACCUUUUUAUGGACCACACAAUUAUUCACUUCAAGAGCAUUUCUUCCAUCCUUUCACCGAUGACUUUUAGAAGCUUUUGCCCUUGGACAUUCAGCAGCAACACGGAAGUAACCCA
Panthera uncia (snow leopard) is the source of this 981-nucleotide messenger RNA. Its product is annotated as oocyte-secreted protein 3-like. The coding region runs from base 364 to 936 and encodes 190 amino acids. Lineage: Eukaryota; Metazoa; Chordata; Mammalia; Carnivora; Felidae. The transcript is spliced from 5 exons. The record is from RefSeq and is a predicted model, not a curated record.